CAGCCAAUCCGCUGCCGCCGGCGUCGGGUGCGCUCGGCCUCACCCGCGGCCCUCCUUCCCGGCGCCCGCCCGCCGCUCGCUCACUCCGCCGCCGCCGCCGCCGCAGCUACAGCACCUCCGUUGCUGACUCGAUUUGCCUGUUCUGGACAUUUGGAAUAAACAGAAUCAGCAAUACACGACCUCUGUGUGGCUUCUUCCAUUCAGCAUCACGUCUUCAGGGCCAUCCGUGCUGCGGCAGGUGUGAGAGGUCCACCACUUGUCACUGCUGAAUACCAUUCCACGGUGACCCCGGAAGAUGGCAGAAGCUCACCAAGCUGUGGCCUUCCAGUUCACGGUCACUCCAGACGGGAUUGACCUACGGCUGAGCCAUGAAGCCCUUAAACAGAUCUAUCUUUCUGGACUUCACUCCUGGAAAAAGAAGUUCAUCAGAUUCAAGAAUGGCAUCAUCACUGGCGUGUACCCGGCGAGCCCCUCCAGUUGGCUUAUCGUGGUGGUGGGCGUGAUGACGACGAUGUAUGCCAAGAUCGACCCCUCAUUAGGAAUAAUUGCAAAAAUCAAUCGGACCCUGGAAAGGACCGACUGCAUGUCCAGCCAGACGAAGAACGUGGUCAGCGGCGUGCUGUUCGGCACCGGGCUGUGGGUGGCCCUCAUCGUCACCAUGCGCUUCUCCCUGAAAGUGCUGCUCUCAUACCACGGGUGGAUGUUCGCUGAGCAUGGCAAGAUGAGUCGCGCCACCAAGAUCUGGAUGGGUAUGGUCAAGCUCUUUUCAGGCCGAAAGCCCAUGCUGUACAGCUUCCAGACGUCGCUGCCUCGCCUGCCGGUCCCGGCUGUCAAAGACACUGUGAACAGGUAUCUAGAAUCUGUGAGGCCUCUCAUGAAGGAAGAGGACUUCAAACGGAUGACGGCACUUGCUCAAGAUUUUGCUGUCAGUCUUGGACCAAGAUUACAGUGGUAUCUGAAGUUGAAAUCCUGGUGGGCUACAAAUUACGUGAGCGACUGGUGGGAGGAGUACAUCUACCUCCGGGGACGAGGGCCGCUCAUGGUGAACAGCAACUACUACGCCAUGGAUCUGCUGUAUGUUAUUCCAACUCACAUUCAGGCAGCAAGAGCGGGCAACGCCAUCCACGCCAUCCUGCUGUACAGGCGCAAACUGGACCGGGAGGAAAUCAAACCAAUUCGUCUUCUGGGAUCCACCAUUCCACUCUGCUCGGCUCAGUGGGAGCGGAUGUUUAAUACUUCCCGGAUCCCAGGAGAGGAGACAGACACCAUCCAGCACAUGAGAGACAGCAAGCACAUCGUUGUGUACCAUCGAGGGCGCUACUUCAAGGUCUGGCUCUAUCAUGACGGGCGGCUGCUGAAGCCCCGGGAGAUGGAGCAGCAGAUGCAGAGGAUUUUGGACGACCCCUCAGAGCCUCAGCCCGGGGAGGCCAGGCUGGCGGCCCUCACCGCAGGAGACAGAGUUCCCUGGGCCAGGUGUCGCCAGGCCUAUUUUGGGCGUGGGAAAAAUAAGCAGUCUCUUGAUGCCGUGGAGAAAGCAGCGUUCUUCGUGACAUUAGAUGAAACUGAGCAAGGAUACAGAAGGGAAGACCCAGAUACGUCAAUGGACAGCUAUGCCAAGUCUCUACUGCAUGGCCGGUGUUACGACAGGUGGUUUGACAAGUCCAUCACGUUUGUUGUCUUCAAAAACGGGAAGAUGGGCAUGAACGCAGAGCACUCCUGGGCAGACGCACCAAUCGUGGCUCACCUUUGGGAGUACGUCCUGUCCACUGACAGCCUCCAGAUGGGCUAUGCGGAGGACGGGCACUGCAAAGGCGACACCAAUCCGAACAUUCCGUACCCCACCAGGCUGCAGUGGGACAUCCCAGGGGAAUGUCAAGAGGUGAUCGAGACCUCCCUGAACACCGCAAAUCUUCUGGCAAACGAUGUGGAUUUCCAUUCCUUCCCAUUUGAAGCCUUUGGUAAAGGAAUCAUCAAGAAAUGUCGCACCAGCCCGGACGGCUUUGUGCAGCUGGCCCUCCAGCUGGCGCACUACAAGGACAUGGGCAAGUUCUGCCUCACAUACGAAGCCUCCAUGACCCGGCUCUUCCGAGAGGGGAGGACGGAGACAGUGCGCUCCUGCACCACUGAGUCGUGUGACUUCGUGCGGGCCAUGGUGGACCCGGCUCAGACGGUGGAACAGAGGCUGAAAUUGUUCAAGUUGGCAUCUGAGAAGCAUCAGCUGAUGUAUCGCCUCGCCAUGACUGGCUCUGGGAUCGAUCGUCACCUCUUCUGCCUCUACGUGGUGUCUAAAUAUCUCGCUGUGGAGUCCCCUUUCCUCAAGGAAGUUUUAUCUGAGCCUUGGAGAUUAUCAACAAGCCAGACCCCUCAGCAGCAAGUGGAGCUGUUUGACUUGGAGAGGAACCCGGAGUACGUGUCUAGCGGAGGGGGCUUUGGACCGGUUGCUGACGACGGCUAUGGUGUGUCAUACAUCCUCGUGGGAGAGCACCUCAUCAAUUUCCACAUUUCCUCCAAGUUCUCUUGCCCUGAGACGGAUUCUCAUCGCUUUGGAAAGCACCUGAGAGAAGCAAUGAUUGACAUCAUCACUUUGUUCGGGCUAAGUUCUAAUUCCAAAAAGUAAUUCCCCUGGAGCUGCGGUGAAGGAAGACGAGCUCCUCUGAUACAAACCAAAUGAAAAGUAGGCAUUAAUCCUGAUCUUAGUUCGGGAUGAAAAAUUGCUCUUAAGAAAACUCAGAAGCUUUCCUUCCAGAAAA
Saimiri boliviensis boliviensis (Bolivian squirrel monkey) is the source of this 2750-nucleotide messenger RNA. RefSeq names its product carnitine palmitoyltransferase 1A (gene CPT1A). The record is from RefSeq and is a predicted model, not a curated record. Gene Ontology annotation, biological process: fatty acid metabolic process; carnitine metabolic process. Gene Ontology annotation, cellular component: mitochondrion. Gene Ontology annotation, molecular function: carnitine O-palmitoyltransferase activity. Lineage: Eukaryota; Metazoa; Chordata; Mammalia; Primates; Cebidae.